AUGUGUCGGCCGAUAGAGUCCCGCAACCCACUGUGUGUCCCUGGCCCAGCUGCCGUCGCAAUGCUCGCUAACUACCAGCUCACCGCGAUCAAUAACAUGGUCUUGGUAAACCAGAACGUCCAACUCGUCGAGCGUGCGGCCAAACCGGUUUGGCCUGCAGCUGGAGAAAUGGGAAUCGGUGCAGACGACAUGACCAUGUUGAAUACGACUGCUCCAGCUUUUCCCGUUGUGUCGUUUCCAAAGCACGAGUCCCUUCCAAUGAUGCCGUGGGGUGCCACUGCCCCUACAGAAGUCGGUUUGUGUAACAUGGGCAUUCCUACCAACCAAUUUGCGCCCAACUCAGUCCCCUCAGAGGUAAUGGUGUCGUCCAAGAUGACACAGCCCAGCUUUGAAGCUCAGGAGAUGAAGGAGAUGCUGGAUUUCUCCAUACCAAGUGGCCUGCACGACGUUGGGAAAGACAAACUUGACGUCGUGAACGUAGACGAUGGAGGCUUUACCGGGACAGAAAUGUCGAUUCUGUACAGCUGCUUGGUGGACGGGCCUGAAGACGAGUCUCAGCAAGAUGUUGAAGUGGAUAGCAGCGGCAAGCUGGACCUCACCGUGCCGAUGAGAUCCGCCAUUCAAGGGCUCAUAAAGUCGUCUCGUGAGACUGAAUUUACCAGUGCGGAGGUUAUGAAAACCCCGGUUGGCUUGGAGCACCAUGUGCCCGGCUUGAAGGAUACAAAGAGCCCGGGGGAGGUCAAGAGUCGUCGUCUGUGCAAGAGCGAGGGAUGCUACAAGCGCUCGCGUUCCAAUAGCCUGUGCAUUUCACACGGUGGUGGUCGUCGCUGUGCCGUAGAAGGAUGCGACAAAUGCUCACAAGGUGGCAACCUGUGCAUCCGCCAUGGCGGUGGCAAGCGUUGUAGUCACGAAAAUUGCGACAAAGCUGCUCAGUCGAACUUCUUGUGCAAAGCCCAUGGUGGUGGCCCGCGGUGCCGGUUUACGGGCUGCACGCGCAGCUCACAAGGUGGCGGCUUCUGUCGCUCACAUGGCGGUGGCAAGCGCUGCGUGCUUCAAGGCUGUAAAAAGGGUACACAACGUGGUGACUAUUGUUCGCUCCAUGGUGGAUCCCGUAUGUGCGAGGUGCCCGGCUGCUUGCGUAACGACCGCGGUGGAGGUUUAUGCGCCACUCAUGGUGGGGGUAAACGGUGUACGGUCGGGAGUUGCAACAAGCCGUGCCGACGCAAAGGCAUGUGCUCUGCACACUUACGCCAGUCAGAGGGUGGGAAGGAGUAA
This is a messenger RNA of Peronospora matthiolae, 1275 nucleotides long. NCBI's taxonomy places the organism in Eukaryota, Oomycota, Peronosporomycetes, Peronosporales, Peronosporaceae. The record is from the annotation of a GenBank genome assembly.